This is a messenger RNA of Plutella xylostella (diamondback moth), 1067 nucleotides long. RefSeq names its product exosome complex component Rrp42 (gene Rrp42). Gene Ontology annotation, molecular function: mRNA 3'-UTR AU-rich region binding. NCBI's taxonomy places the organism in Eukaryota, Metazoa, Arthropoda, Insecta, Lepidoptera, Plutellidae. Gene Ontology annotation, cellular component: nuclear exosome (RNase complex); cytoplasmic exosome (RNase complex). The record is from RefSeq and is a predicted model, not a curated record. Gene Ontology annotation, biological process: U5 snRNA 3'-end processing; nuclear polyadenylation-dependent rRNA catabolic process; exonucleolytic trimming to generate mature 3'-end of 5.8S rRNA from tricistronic rRNA transcript (SSU-rRNA, 5.8S rRNA, LSU-rRNA).
AAGAUUGUUUUCAAACAAAAACUGAUUUGAGUGUUGAGCGUAUUUUAUAAGCCUAUUAAAAUUGGUUAAUUGUUGAUAGAUUGCGUGAUAAAUUAGAGUAUCUAUUAGGUAUGGCGGUUAAAUUACUAAGUGAAACCGAAAAAUCAUUUAUAACAUACGGAGUUCAAGAUGAUUUCCGAUCAGACGGCCGAUCAAAUAUUGACUAUCGGCCUAUGGAGCUUGAGACUGACGUGGUGAGCCACGCCAACGGUUCAGCAAGACUGCGCCUAGCCAACACGGAUGUGCUCGUGGGGGUGAAGACUGAAGUUGACACCCCAAGCCCAGACAACCCUGGUGCUGGGAAAAUUGAGUUCUUUGUUGACUGCUCUGCAAAUGCAACUCCUGAGUUUGAAGGACGGGGCGGGGAGCAGCUGGCCAAUAGCAUAUCUAACAUGAUGCAGAGAGCAUACCACUCUUCCCAAGCCUUUAAUCUAAAGCAAUUGUGUAUAUUGGAUGGUAAACAGUGCUGGAAGCUCUAUAUUGAUGUUUUGAUACUAGAAUGCGGUGGUAACCUGUGUGAUGCAGUGUCUUUAGCUGUGAAAGCAGCCUUGUUCAACACUCGAAUACCAUUUGUGAAAGCAGCCCUCAUGGACGGAGGCAAUGUGGACCUGCAGCUGUCUGAUGACCCCUAUGACUGCAAACUGCUGGAUGUGGGCAGUGCUCCCUUACUUGUGACACUCUGUAAAAUAGGAGAGAAAUGUGUGGUAGACCCUUCAGCAGAAGAAGAAAGCUGUAGUGUUAUCUCAUUGGUUGUUGGUGUGACGGGCAACCCAAAGAACUAUUGUACACCAGAGGAAUCUGAUAAAGUGGCAGAGGGCAAGGCGAAGUGCAGUGCCAUCAGCAUGAGCGGACCUGGCAGUGUGGCGACUAAAACACUGAAAGAUGCUAUUAACCAGGGAAUUGUUGCUGCUCAGUCAUUAGACUCAGCCCUAGGACACGCUCUUCUGAGAGAAAGGAAAGAAAAUGUAACACUUAAAAAGCAUUCAUAUGGAUUUUUAAAAUAGCUGUACAGUAUAUUUUCACAAUUU